Molecule: messenger RNA, 2179 nt
Organism: Merops nubicus (carmine bee-eater)
Lineage: Eukaryota; Metazoa; Chordata; Aves; Coraciiformes; Meropidae
Gene: ALDH1L2
Product: aldehyde dehydrogenase 1 family, member L2
Exons: 18
Biological process (GO): biosynthetic process
Molecular function (GO): aldehyde dehydrogenase (NAD+) activity; formyltetrahydrofolate dehydrogenase activity
Source: RefSeq, a predicted model, not a curated record
AUCUCCUGGGACCAACCUGCAGCAGCUUUGCACAACUGGAUUCGAGGGCAUGAUAAAGUGCCUGGAGCAUGGACAAAAAUAGACGGCCAGGUGGUUACUUUUUACGGGUCAUCAUUACUUGAUGAUUCAGUGCCUGCUGGACAAGAGCUGGCAAUAAAAGGUGCCUCAAGACCUGGACUUAUAACCAAGAAUGGUCUAGUCGUUUUUGGUAGUGAUGGGAAGAUGGUACUGGUGAGGAAUCUGCAAUUUGAGGAUGGAAAAAUGAUCCCUGCAUCUAAAUAUUUCUCUGUUGAUGAAACAACUGCCCUGGAACUUACAGAGGAGGAAAAAAAGAUGGCAGAAGAAAUUAGGGCUAUUUGGAAAGGAAUUCUGAGCAAUAUUGCUGUAAUUGAGGAUUCCACAGACUUCUUCAAAUCUGGAGCAUCCUCUAUGCAUGUUGUCAGAAUGUUAGAAGAGAUCAAACAGAAAUAUAGUGAACUUCAUCUACAGAAUGAAGAUGUAUAUAUGGCUACUAAGUUUGCAGACUUUAUUCAAAUGGCUGUCAGGAAAUUCAGAGGAGAAGACAAAGAAGAAGAGUUAGUCAUUGAUUAUGUUUCAAAAAAUGUGAACAACAUGACUGUUAAUAUGCCAUACCAGUGUUUCAUAAAUGGGCAAUUUGUAAAUGCUGAUGAUGGAAAAACAUAUGACACUAUAAAUCCAGCAGAUGGAUCAGUAAUAGCCAGUGUAUCUUCUGCUUCGUUGGCUGAUGUUGACAAGGCAGUGGCAGCAGCAAAGGAGGCCUUUGAAAAUGGUGAAUGGGGAAGAAUGAAUGCAAGGGAAAUAGGGCUGCUCAUGUACAGACUUGCAGACCUCAUGGAAGAACAUCAAGAAGAGUUAGCAACAAUAGAGUCUCUCGACUCAGGGGCUGUCUACACUUUGGCUUUGAAGACCCAUGUUGGAAUGUCUGUGCAAACAUUCAGAUACUUCGCUGGAUGGUGUGACAAAAUUCAGGGUGCUACAAUUCCAAUUAACCAGGCUCGGCCAAACCAUAAUCUAACAUUCACUAAGAAAGAACCAAUAGGUGUCUGUGCAAUUGUUAUCCCCUGGAAUUACCCACUGAUGAUGCUUGCAUGGAAGAGCGCAGCAUGCUUGGCUGCAGGCAACACACUCGUACUCAAGCCAGCACAGGUCACACCUCUGACUUCCUUGAAGUUUGCAGAACUCUCAGCUAAAGCUGGAUUUCCUAAAGGCGUUAUAAAUAUUCUGCCUGGUUCAGGUGGCUUAGUGGGGCAGCACCUGUCUGAACAUCCAGAUGUUCGCAAAGUUGGAUUCACUGGUUCGACACCAACUGGUAAACAGAUCAUGAAGAGUGCGGCCACUAAUCUGAAGAAAGUUUCUCUUGAACUUGGUGGUAAAUCACCAUUGAUCAUAUUCAGUGACUGUGAACUUGACAAAGCUGUAAAAAUGGGUAUGGGAGCAGUAUACUUCAACAAAGGAGAAAACUGCAUUGCAGCUGGCAGGCUGUUUGUGGAAGAAUCAAUCCACGAUGAAUUUGUUACAAAAGUGGUGGAAGAAAUAAAAAAGAUGAAAAUUGGUGACCCACUUGAUAGAUCUACAGAUCAUGGUCCACAAAAUCACAAGGCACAUUUGGAAAAGCUGCUUCAAUAUUGUGAAACUGGAGUAAAAGAAGGAGCCACUCUAGUGUAUGGAGGCAGACAAGUACGUAGACCAGGUUUCUUCAUGGAACCCACUGUAUUCACAGACGUCGAAGACCAUAUGUAUAUUGCCCAGGAAGAGUCCUUUGGUCCUGUGAUGGUGAUUUCUAAAUUUAAAAAUGGAGAUAUUGAUGGAGUUCUGCGACGGGCAAACAGCACAGAAUAUGGCUUAGCUUCAGGAGUUUUCACAAAAGACAUAAGCAAAGCUCUCUACAUCAGUGAAAAGCUAGAAGCUGGAACAGUUUUUAUUAACACAUAUAACAAAACUGAUGUGGCAGCACCAUUUGGUGGAUUUAAGCAGUCUGGCUUUGGUAAAGACUUAGGUGAAGAAGCUCUUCAUGAAUAUCUCAGAACCAAGGCUAUCACUGUGGAAUACUAAAGUAACAGCUGAACUUGGGAAGUAAAGUUCUGGCAGAGUUUGGAUCUUAAUGACUCCAUGAAGCACUUAAUACCAUGCCCAGGAUAUGCUGUCUGCAGUGACACAA